AAAGCCACACUCCUUGACCGCCCGAUCCACAGUGAAAAGAAGCGAACUCGUCCUCCCCUGCUACGGACAUGGACUCCGCAUCAUCGUCGGCGUCGGCAACGCCACCGGCCACCGGAGAUGAUUGUUUUCCAUUGAAAAAGAGGAUGCGCAUGCAAGAUGUCAAGCAGACUGACCAGUCAACAGUUGAAGCCACACUCAUUGACCGCCCAGUGAAAAGACGCAAACGCGUUCCUCACUCUCUCUCAAAAGAAAAUAAAGUAGAACCUGCUAUGGACAUGGACUCCACAUCGCCACCGGCGUCAGCGCAGCCACUGUCCAGCGGAGAUGAUUGUCUCCUGCCUAACAAAAGGAUGCGUUUGCAGUAUGAGCAGCCUGUCCAGAACUGUGAUUGGAUCAGUACAUUGCCAGAUGACAUUUUAAUCAAAAUUCUUUCCCUACUGACAAUAAGCGAUGCUGCAAUGACUGGCUGUGUUUCCACCAGAUGGAGACACCUCUGGAAGAACGUCGACAGUCUCAUCCUUGAUGCCCAUAAUCUCAGGAUGCAAGAGCCAGAGCUCUCAAAUUACCUUGAAGAUCUGCAUUUGUGGAAAGCUGAAGCUACAAAGUUUGUUCAGAUAUAAAUGGGCUUUUGCACAAUCAUAAUGGCGAUAGAAUCAAGGAAUUUACUGUCAGAUUCCCAUUGACCUCAGCCAAUGUUUCUGAGGUGGGCCACUGGAUUCGGUUUGCAGCUUCAGCCUGUACGGAAAAGCUCUGCCUUGACCUUGAUGACAAGGAUCGCUCGAUUUGUCUGAGAGGCUGGAAGUUCGCUUCAGAGCCGUAUGACUUCCUUUUGUCGCCAUUUUCUAAUGGGAGAGGCUGUCGGUUGAGCGAGUUGACUCUGUCCAAUUGCGGUUUAGGAACAACGCCUGAAAAUCUUAGUUGCUUUCCAUGCCUUCACUCCCUUACACUCGGACGUGUUUCAGUAACUGAUACAUAUGUUUCAAAUAUUAUGUCAUGAAUUGGUUCAUUUGACGAUUACUCAUUCACAAUUGUUGACGUUGGCUGUUGUUUACUGU
Messenger RNA from Triticum aestivum (bread wheat), 1055 nucleotides. Its product is annotated as F-box/LRR-repeat protein At3g03360-like. Bases 69 to 620 code for a protein of 183 amino acids. NCBI's taxonomy places the organism in Eukaryota, Viridiplantae, Streptophyta, Magnoliopsida, Poales, Poaceae. The record is from RefSeq and is a predicted model, not a curated record. Gene Ontology annotation, molecular function: protein binding. The transcript has 5 exons.